This is a messenger RNA of Nelumbo nucifera (sacred lotus), 735 nucleotides long. RefSeq names its product large ribosomal subunit protein eL30-like. The record is from RefSeq and is a predicted model, not a curated record. Gene Ontology annotation, molecular function: structural constituent of ribosome; RNA binding. Gene Ontology annotation, cellular component: cytosolic large ribosomal subunit. NCBI's taxonomy places the organism in Eukaryota, Viridiplantae, Streptophyta, Magnoliopsida, Proteales, Nelumbonaceae.
AUAAUGUAGAUUCCCCGAUAGAAAACCCUAAUCUUUGAGUCGUUUCGUUUUCUUCCAAGUCUCUCUUUUCUUUUCUCUGUAAGGAGCAACGAUGGUGGCGGCGAAGAAGACGAAGAAGACUCAUGAGAGCAUCAACAACAGACUCGCUCUCGUGGUGAAGAGCGGGAAAUACACGCUUGGAUACAAGACCGUCCUUCGGACCCUAAGAACUUCGAAAGCAAAAUUGAUAAUUAUUUCAAACAAUUGCCCACCUCUGCGGAAGUCCGAGAUUGAGUACUAUGCAAUGCUUGCCAAGGUUGGCGUCCACCAUUUCAAUGGAAACAAUGUUGACUUGGGCACAGCCUGUGGAAAGUAUUACCGUGUGUCAUGCCUUGGCAUAAUUGAUCCAGGUGAUUCUGAUAUAAUCAAAACAUUACCUGGUGAGCAGUGAGAGAAGAUGGAGUUAAGAUGCCUUUCAUUUUCAACCAAAUAGGAUAAUCCUGUUUAGUAGAGUAUUUUCUGAUAGAUAAUUUGCCUGAGUACGGUUUCUUAUAUUUCUUUUAAAAAUAGAGUUCGGUGAAUUAUAGCAAGUAGUGCUUGGAUAUUACUAGUUUUGACUAGUGGUUUUGGAAAUCUGUGUCAAGACAUGAUCCUGUUAUUUAACUGAGCUCCAUGAAGAAAUAUUCUUUAUCGCUCCGUUCUUUGUUUUCUGUUGACAUUGCUCAUUAUUGAUUUGCACCAAGUGAAUUGCUUCGA